AUGCCUAAAAAGGACAAUUUCGACGAAGCUCGCCUAGCCGAGGCUAUCAAAAUCGCUCUAGCCCAAAAGAAACCAAAUAUCGCCAAGAUUGCGCGUGAAUUCGACGUAUCUCGCACUACCCUCUCCGACCGCGUCAAAAAGGCAAUAACGCCCACUACACCUACCGAAUCACGCAGAAACGCCCUUACAAGCUAUCAAGAGAGAGCCUUGGUGGCCUGGAUACACCAGAUGUGUAACUGGAACCUCCCCCCAACGCGCCAGGAUAGACAGGUCGGCAAGAAUUGGGCGUAUAGCUUUAUGGCACGCAUCCCUGCACAUAUUAAUCUAGCACCGGUGAAGCAGAAGACCAAGGAACUAAGGCGAAUUUAA
Molecule: messenger RNA, 369 nt
Organism: Penicillium canariense
Lineage: Eukaryota; Fungi; Ascomycota; Eurotiomycetes; Eurotiales; Aspergillaceae
Product: transposase
Exons: 2
Coding region: 1-369 (122 amino acids)
Molecular function (GO): DNA binding
Source: RefSeq, a predicted model, not a curated record